AUGAUUACUCGUGAUCUUGCGUGGGGCUCGGGCCGAUUUUCUAGCCGAGUUCGUUUCCUCCUUGCAGUCUUCUCCGGUUGCGAUGUGAAAAAUAAGUACUGGGUGAGGAACAGCAUGGGCCAGCCGGUCUACACGGCCGUCGAGGACUCGGAUUGCUGCGAGAGAUUCUGCUGCGGUAGCAUGCGGUCUUACGGCAUGACGAUCCUUGACAAUUACGAGAACGAAGUCUUGCGUCUCCAUCGACCACUCAGAUGCGUCUCCUGUUGCUUCCCAUGCUGCCUCCAGAGAUUGGAAGUGUUUGCCGCAUCGGGUCAGCUGAUCGGGAAAGUGGAGGAAGAGUGGAGCAUCCUCUUUCCCAAAUUCCGUCUCACGGACCCGGCGGGCCAGAAACUGGCUCGCAUCGCCGGCCCCUUCUGCACCUGGAGCAUCUGCGGGGACGUGAAGGACACGGACGGGAAUACGAUCGGGAGGAUCGCCAAACAAUGGUCAGGUCUCCUCAAGGAGCUCUUCACCGUCGCGGAUAACUUCAGCGUCGCUUUCUCCCCGCAACUGGACGUGACCGUGAAGGCACUCAUCUUCGCUGCCACCUUCCUCAUUGACUUCAUCUACUUCGAGAAACCGCCCGAGUGGACUAACUGGAUUCGAUGA
Messenger RNA from Darwinula stevensoni, 648 nucleotides. The record is from the annotation of a GenBank genome assembly. NCBI's taxonomy places the organism in Eukaryota, Metazoa, Arthropoda, Ostracoda, Podocopida, Darwinulidae.